AUGUCCGUUCCUACCCUUAACUACAACAGUUUCAUCCAAGGCACUGCCGAGGAGCGGGUUCAAUUUGCCCGUGACCUUCUAAGCAGUUUUGAGAGAACCGGGUUCGCAAAGCUGAGCAAUCAUACAUUCAGUGAUUCUCAACUACAGGAGUUGUUUCACUGGGGACAACGGUUUUUCAACCAGCCUUUAGAGGCCAAGAACGAGAUUCCCAAUGAACUUGGUCCAAAACCAAUGCGCGGCUACACGCCUUGGAGAGUGGAAGAAGUUGGGAAGCUACAUCACGAUGAGGCUGUCCGUAUGCUCACUGAUUCAAAGGAGCAUUUCGACCAGGGUCCUACUGACGACAAAGAGUUCCCUAACCAAUGGCCCAGUGCUCAUGGCCUAUCCGGUUUUCGCCCUUUCAUGGAAAGCUUCUACGAGCAGUGCAAUGAUGUCUGUCUUACCUUGAUGGCGGCCCUCGAGGUUGCCUGGGGAAUUGACGACGGUUCGCUCGUCGCUCGAUGCAGCCCCAGCGCCACGGAUCUGCGACUCACGCACUAUCCGGAGAUUGAGGUCAAUGAGCUGCAAACGGGGCGCAACACUCGCAUCGCACCGCAUACGGAUUUCGGUCCCGUCACGUUGCUGUUCCAGGAUAGCACGGGAGGUCUGGAAAUUGAGGACCGAUCCAAUACUACGGGCAACCCUUUCGUCCCCCUGCCUCCAACCGACACGACUGAAAUGAUCAUCAACGUGGGCGACACAUUGACCCGCUGGACCAAUGGAAGAAUCACCGGGGGCGUUCAUCAAGUGAGUGUCCCCGAAGCCUUCAAGGAUGAGAGUGGGAUGAUCGUUCCAUCUCGCAUGUCAAUGGCGUAUCUUUUCAAAGCGGCACGCGACACUUCUGUUGGGCCACUGCCCAAAUUCGUCUCCCAAGAUGAACCGGCAAUCUUUCCCGACAUCACUGCUCUUGAGUUUCAGCGAUGGAGAAACAGCAUCGUCUACAACCUCGACAAGAAAGAAGAUGGCGACAAAUUUCAGGGUGUCAAGUCAAAGGCGUCUCCCAUCAUUAAGCCAACGAUCAACGUCCAGGAGGCCCAGGCCGUGACCGCCUAA
Pestalotiopsis fici W106-1 is the source of this 1092-nucleotide messenger RNA. RefSeq lists its product as uncharacterized. NCBI's taxonomy places the organism in Eukaryota, Fungi, Ascomycota, Sordariomycetes, Amphisphaeriales, Sporocadaceae. The record is from RefSeq and is a predicted model, not a curated record. Gene Ontology annotation, molecular function: dioxygenase activity. Bases 1 to 1092 code for a protein of 363 amino acids. The transcript is spliced from 3 exons.